UAUCGCAAAAUUGAUUCGAUACAAUAAAUACUUGGUAUCGAAUCAAAAGUAUCGAGUACCUACUCGUAUUUAUUAGUAUCGGAAUAUCCCUAUUGGUGUGUUCUAAAAAGCGUAUCCAUGCCGCAUUCCUAGACGAGAAUAAAUUAUAUUCGGGAUAGCGCCGUCCAAGCGCCGUCAGCCGAGGCGCGUUGGCUGGAUUGAUCAGAUGAAUGUAAAUAAUAUAAGAAUAAGUGGUCGGUGUCAAGUGAAUCAAGUGAUUUCUCCGCCUACUGGAACGGAUGGAAUGAAGUAUGAAGCCAUCAUUAUGCGAUUAGAGCAGUGCCCACGUACUGGGCUGUAGUGUGUGAUGCAGUAGUGUGGUUUAGCGGUAUGGCCGGAGAGGGCGAGCGCGCGUCACGGCCCAGCUCCUUGUUGCUGGAGGCCGCGGCGCCGGAGCGGGAGCCGCUGCGCUUCGACGUGCAGCUGGUGGGAGCGCCGCCCGAGGUGGAGCAGCUGGUCAACAACAUCAAGCAGGUCGCCGAGGAUUUUCUCUACCACUGGAAAACUUUUCCCAUCGUUCUCCCUCCGUCCCGUUUCUCGGGCGCCGGCAACCGGCCAUGCGACAUCAUCGUGGCGCCGCCGUGCGACGAGCUCGACGCCGCCGCGCUCGACGCAGGCCUGGAGCCCCACCCGCUGUCGCCGAAGCAGCUCCACGCUAUUAGAGAGAAGGGCGAGUUCGAGGUGCCGUCCCGCCAUUUCCCCGGGCAAACGCACGUGUGGCGCGUGGCGGGAUGGUUGCAGCGUGGUCGUGCGCGUUCGCGGGAGGACUUGUAUUGCCACGUGGCGAGGGCCGUGGCGCUGAUAGUCGUGGUGGCGAGAGAUCGAUUGCUGCGGGAUGAGCCGCUGUCGGUCAUAGCUGGAGCUAAGUCCAUGCUCAUGGGUUUGCAUAGAUUAUUGGAUCUCGCGUUUGGAAUGCCGUCCUUAGAAGCUCGUGAUCUCGAUAAGAAAAUACGCGAAGAAAGAUCUCGAUACUUAGUAGCUGAACUUAUUUGUAUGCCUGAACAUCAAGAAGACAUAGCGGCUUUGGCUGCUUGGGUGACCCGCGCGAUGCGUCGGGCCGCCUCCGAGAAGACUGACGCGCGAGAGGCGUCCAGGACCGCGCCUAGAGUGCCGUGUCUGUACACCACUCCUCAAAGGACACAGGUGGAUCUCCGUCUAUACCGUCGCGAAUUAACCCGCAAGGCAGCGGCGCCUCUUCAAGCUUUAUUGGAGCGUGAGGCGCGCGGCUGGUUCCUGCACUUUCGCGAGCGCCGCGCCGCACAGUUGGCCAGCCAAAAGGUGCCCUUAAAGGACAUCGAACAGGAAGUCCGAACAGCUGCGAUGCGCGAAUACGUGUCUCGAGUGUGCCGUGGCGUGUUGUCUUGCGAGCGUCUGCUGGCAUUAGGUCCCGACAUCCCACAAUUGUUGGCGCAACAACUCAGAGCAGCUGCCGUCGUGGACAGAGCCGAAGAAGGCGUCCGCCGUAAGCUAGAAGCCGGCUUAGCAACCGCAGAGGCGCGGAUCUGCGCAACACACCCGAUUUUAUCGCGCGCGGAAACGUGGCGCAAGGAGAGACUCGCGCUCGCGGCGCAGCGGCUCCGCGGCGAGCUCCGCUGGGCGGCCAUGGAGGACGCCGCCGCCGCCAUGCAGGCCUUGAAACUACACCAGCACAGAUACUUCUUGCUGAGAGACCUGACCUUCUUGAGGGAUCGAGAGCCGCUGCUUAUGAAGGAACUGCGCGCAGCCAAAACUCCCACUCGCGAAUUCACCUGGUCCACCAGGAUAUGGCUGCCUCAAAACUGGGUGGUCGUCCGCCACUUCAGGGGUCGCUCUGAGCGAAUCCCUACCGUUCUGAGCACGCGCGCCACGUCCAUAGUCACACCGCGGUCCGACCCGUCGCAGCCUGUGUUCCUGGUGGACAAGGAGCGGAUUAGGACCACUAGCACCAGGUGGCCUGGGUGGCGAUUGGUCAAUUUGGCUCACAGAACGUGGUGUUGGAGUUGGAAUCUGAUGUUCCUGCUGGGAGUGCUAGUGCCGUGGUGCUCGCCCAUAUCGCUACGGACUCUGUUAUGUGUCAGACCAUUCGUGCCGGACUACGAGCUUUCGCAGGUUAACGGCACAUUGUUCCCGAAGCGUAGCAGUGAAACACAGACGAUGUGGUCGCGAUUAUUGAAACUGUGGCGGCACAUAUCCAAAGAACGGACGCGGUUCGAGACUGAGCCAGAUACAGGUCUACUAGGCAAAGGCCUGAGCCGACAAGCGAACCGCGUGUGGAACUACGGAGUAGUGGGUGGGCUGGGCUCGCUAGGGCUGCUACUAGGAUUUCCACUGGCGGCACUGGGCGGCAGUGCUUUGUCGCUGGCGGCCGCUGCCACUGUGCCGCUGUGGGCGCCUCCACUGACGCUGGCCGUGCUGUGUGGAUGCGCGUUGUUGUAUGACUUGGACUGCCCCGACCCGCCAAGACUUAACAGAUUUCUAGUAUUAUUUGAAGUCAUCAUUUGGCGGAUAGUUAUCUUAGGAGUGCUCCAGCCCAUAGUAGCAUUUAUUGUUGCCGUAAUAAUAUGCCCGCUCUGCGCACUUCUUUUACUAGUUGGCGGCGUAUCGUGGUGGGGCGUUCGAGGUCUAUGGGAGCAGCUGGCGUGGGCGGCGGUGAUCCGGCGCGCGGCGCGCGUGCCCGCACACGAGUCCGCCUUCUGCCGGCGCGUGCGCGGGCCCGGCCUGCACACGCGCACCUACUACCAGAUCACUUGUGCGCAAGCCGUAGCAGCGGUGGUGGCUCGAGGCGAGCUAGAAUCUUUAUCGGCCUGGGCGAGCGAGCUGGAGCUGGCCAUAGAGCGGCCUCUACGGGACUACGCGCAUUUUGUGGACGCUUGCUUCGGGCCCUUCUCCGUGCAGAUAGCUAAGACUGGGGCAUACAAGCAGCUAGAAAAAGAAUGCAUGGAGCUGACGAUGUCGCUGCGAGAAAAAGUGUCGAGUAGACGGCGAGACUUAGCCUUAGGACUCAGCGAUGCCGCGCGAGCACGAGUGCGCAUGACCACGCAGGACCUUAGGAGAGCAGUACAAACAGCGGCAGCCGAGCUAUCGCGGGUUUUCAGCUCGGUGGCACGCAGCGAGGAGUGGUGGACGGCGCGCGGGCUCGAGCUAUCAGACUGGCACGCGCUCGCUGCCAACACACUCGUCGAGGUGUUCGACGCAGAAGUCUUAGUGGCGCUAGAGGAGAGCGAAGCGAGACUACCUUUAGAAGCCGGUGAAGGUGUGCGCGCGUGGGCAGCGCACUGCGGUCGAGACACGGCACCGCCUGACGUAUUAGCUGAGCGGGACGACUGGCGCCCUGAAGCUGCGGGCGUGUGGUGCGAGUGGGGCGGCACGCCGGCGCCGCGUGUUCCCGCGCCGGCCUUAGAGCUGUCGGCCUUCAGCCCGCGCGCGCCGCCGCACCCGCCCGUCCCGCACCCCGCCGCCGUCGCGCUCGUGCUGCACAACAGGGAGUCGGACAACCCCGUCCCGCUUGACUCGGAACUCUGUGCCGAGAUCCUGCGCACGCUCGAAGACGCGCCCGACUGCGACGACCGGAGAGAGUGCGUGGAGCGCUACCGCGGCGGCGGCAGCGACGAGGCGGCCAGCUCGGGCUCCAGUGCCGCCUCGCCCGACGACGAGCGCCCGCCACCGCCGCCCGAGGGCGUCUGCAGAGUAUCCCCAAGCACAGAACGCGCGGCGUGCCGGUGGACGCUCACAGGCCGUGGGGUCCGACUCCGUGCAGACCUGGCCAGCCCAGAAGACGUCACGCUCGACGCCGAUCGUGCACACGUCGGCACUUCAGUUUGAACCCUAUAGCUAAGUUAUAAGGUCUACAUCCAUUUGCAGCUACCUAUCAACUUAAGAAACAUUUGUCUACGCAAACCGCACACUUCGGCACUUCAGUUUGAACCCUAUGUAUAAGACGUAAGGUCUAAAAGCCGCUGGAUGCUGACGGAGCGCGGGGUCCGACUCCGCGCAGACCUGGCCAGCCCAGAAGACGUCACGCUCGACGCCGAUCUUGCACACGUCGGCACUUCAGUUUGAACCCUAUAACUAAGUUAUAAGGUCUACAUCCAUUUGCAGCUACCUAUCAACGUAAGAAAAAAAUAUCUACGCAAACCGCGCACUUCGGCACUUCAGUUUGAUCAAUAUUGUGAAGACGUAAGGCCUAUAAUCGGUUGCAGCUGACUUAUUAUAAUAAGCUGCAGUUAUUUUCUACGCAAACCGCACACUUCGGCACUUCAGUUUGAACCCUAUGGUAAUUAUCUAGGGCUGGUAUUGGCAUCCCUGGCCAGCCCAAACGACGUCACGCUCGACGCCGAUCGUGCACACGUCGGCACUUCAGUUUGAACCCUAUAUCUUAGUUAUAAGGUCUACAUCCAUUUGCAGCUACCUAUCAACUUAGGAAACAUUUGUCUACGCAAACCGCACAUUUCGGCACUUCAGUUUGAACCCUAUGUAUAAGACGUAAGGUCUAAAAGCCGCUGGAUGCUGACGGGUCGCGGGGUCCGAUCCGCGCCGACCUGGCCAGCCCAGAAGACGUCACGCUCGACGCUGAUCGUGCACACGUCGGCACUUCAGUUUAAACCCUAUAGCUAAGCUAUAAGGUCUACAUCCAUUUGCAGCUACCUAUCAACGUAAGAAAAAUUGAUCUACACAAACCGCACACUUCAGCACUUCAGUUUGAACCCUAUGUAUAAGACGUAAGGUCUAAAAGCCGCUGGAUGCUGACGGGUUGCGGGGUCCGACUCUGCGUGGACCUGGCCAGCCCAGAAGACGUCACGUUCGACGCCGACCGUGCGCACGUCGGUACUUCAGUUUGAACCCUAUUGUGAAGACGUAAGGCCUAUAAUCGGAUGCAGCUGACUUAUAAUAAUAAGCUGCAGUUAUUUUCUACGCAAACCGCACACUUCGGCACUUCAGUUUGAACCCUAUGGUAAUUAUCUAGGGCUGGUAUUGGCAUACCUGGCCAGCCCAGAAGACGUCACGCUCGACGCCGACCGUGCGCACGUCGGAACCUCCGUUUGAACCCUAUAUCUAAGUUAUAAGGUCUACAUCCAUUUGCAGCUACCUAUCAACGUAAGAAAAAUUGAUCUACGCAAACCGCACACUUCAGCACUUGUUUGUGUUUUAUAUAGGGGCUGUAUUUGUUCUCAUCAGUUAGUGUUACUCGCCAAUGGCGCCACUUGUACUACUUAUACCCCUCAUUGAUAGCAUUAGGUGUUAUUUGAUGGCACGUUUAUGACUACAUCAAAAUUUUUUUUCAGAAAAGUGGCACGUUGAUACUUAAAGGUUCGCCGUGCCUGGUCUAUAGUCUUCACGAACUUUCUUUACAUUUCAUUCAGUCGGCCUUAAUAUGCUAGUUUACGCAAAUUUUAUAUAAGGCCUAAAGUCGUUUGAAGUUAUUUAAAUAAUAUGUUCACAUAACAACUACUGACAGAUUGAUUUUGAAAUCUGCCCCACAGCCGUAAGGUCUGCGAUCGCUUGCAGCUACACGAAAAACAGUUUAAUUAAAAUGUCCGCCCAGGUCAUGUUGAGAAUUAAUCUUUUGACUAAUAAAUUAGAAUUAUGUCUAAAAUGUCUUCUCGAAUUGUAUGAAAAAAGACUUAACAUCAGCAGAUAAUGGAAUUAAUUAUAUCGGAAUUUACUCUAUUCUUUUUUAUUGUGUUUCCAGUAUUUAGAGACAGUUUUAUGGGCCAUGAAAAUUAGUAAUUCACUAUGACAUUGGUGACUUUUCAACUAUGUACCUUAAGGAUAAUAUAACGAUAAGGUAUUUACUUCGACGCCCAUUGUAGUUGCCUUGUAGUCUGCCGAGCUAUAAACGAUAGAAUAAGGACGUAUGUAAGUUCCAUAUUGAAUGGUUUUGAUAAGGCCGGUGUCACACACUCGCUUUAACUCUAAAUUAGUAUUGUAUCAUGUGUGCGCGGCCUAACUUCACUAAUUGAGUAGCUCUAAGGUUAAUACUAAAUAAGGGAUAGUGGCAAAGGGAUAAUAGAUAAGUAGAGGCUCGGUGGAAUCGGAAAUACUGCGUGUUGGCAAGACUUCUUAUACAUAGACGAAUUGUUUCCAUGACGUUUGAAAAAUGAUCUGAUUUUUAAAAGAACUUAUUAAUAAGUAAUAGUGAGUCUAUGGCAGCUUUUAGAGUAUUUAGUGGGUAUUCUCUUGACCACUGAGGGUCCAUAUUUGAGGCCGAGUCUAUCCACCGAUUUUCAAUAUUUUUAUCACUUUUGAUGACAAGAUGAAUAGAAUUGCCUACGUUUAAAAUUAUCACAUCUUUGUCAAAAAAGAAUUAUAAUAAACACUUACUAUUACAAAAGUCGUCCAUGUGUAAGCGGCCUAAGCUAUCACAGAGUAACGCGUUCAAUUGCUAAUUUAGGGAGUAGAGUGGAAUUGAAAAGACUCGGAUAUUAUACCUCGGAUCAAGUGCACUUGUCUCAAACAACGAUAGUGCGUAUUUAUAAUGCGGUAAGGUUGAAAGUUGUUUGAUACUAAGCUAAGAUAAAAUUAAGUAAGAUAUUGUUUUAGUGACCUGUGGGCGUGUUACCAUUAGUCUGUAGAAGCGACAGCAACGGCAAGGUAGAUAUGAAUGGAUACAAAAAUUAUUUUGAUUCGUAAAUAUUAUAUUUGAGAACUGAAAGUCAGAUCAAAUCAAAAAUAUUUAUUUAAUUUUGACCAGUAUUAUUAACGCAAAAAUUAUAAAUUAAAAAAAAGGUAACCAUAAGGUGACCCAACAUUUUUAAUUUUUAAUACGCUCGUGUGUCGACGUUCGUGCCUACAUCAUGGGACUUUCUCUUGAUCACAUCUCAUUCGUGAACCACAGAGUUAGCGCAUGCAUAAUAUGCAAAUGCCUUUAUACAUUUUGACAUUUAGUCGCCUCGCCUUUGCUUUACAGACCAAUGGAAAUACGCUCCACAUAACAAUACUUAACUCUUAACAUUUCAGCGCAUUGUUUUUUGCAUUUAUUUAGAUCUCCUCUCGAUGAAAUUUCGACUUUUUAUUAGAUUACUUAUUUAUUGUAGCACAAAUUGAUUGUUUAUAUCACGACGUAUACAAAAUUAAUAUUAAGUAAAUGAAUUUUAUUUAUCGUGGAUAUUUCCGGCAUUUAUUUUUAUACGUGUUUUGUCUGAACUGAACUAAAUUUAAAGUAAAUUGUGCCAUUCUGAGAUUUGAGUAUUACAAACUUUCUUUGCCAUAAUAUCAGAGUGCUUCUUAAAAUACUAAUACCACUUCCAAAACGACUAUGCUGUCUGAUGCAAUACUAAUACCUCUUGUUUAAUUUUAUUAAGUAAUUUAAUUUAAGUUUAUAUUAGUUAAAAUAUUAAGAUCUGAUCUUUUGAAGGCCAUUUUUUAAAAUCACAGACAACUUUUUGUCUGUAGAACAAAAUUUACAUUUAGGCAUAAUAUUUUCUAUGCAUAACUGUCAUUAUACCAAACUUAUUAUUCAGUUAAGCUGAGUUGAAAUGAUGUAAUAUUAAAUUGGCUUGUAUGAAAUCAUAAGCAGCUUAUUUAUACAAUUAUUUUUAGCAUUAAUUAGUUAAUAACCCUUCCUCCGAAAUGAUUUUUAAAUAGUUUUUUUGAGUUGUGAAUGUAUGAAAUGUAUAAAUGUGUAAAAUAGUGCCUAGUAAAUUAUAGUACCGUAGCUUCGCCGGUCUGUAAGUUAACGUAAUAAAGCAAAUAAGACGUAACGUGAACUGCCUGAACUCUGUAAAAGAUUAAAUAAUAGGUUAUGACGUAAUUUAUUUAAUAAUUAAGUUUAUGUAUGAUGUAACUAUACAAUUCUGCAAGACCUUUUUCCUGCAGAAAAUAAUUAUACCCUUCAUUUAAACGGUUCAGUUAUGCCGAUUUAACAUAAAAACGUUGCACUUUUGACUGUUACACAAAAUGAGUGAGUUAUACAUUACUAACUUAAUAUUACAUGAAUAAGUAUUGUAUUUAUACAGGGUGAAACGUACAACACUAUUCUAGGAAAAAAAUGUUUUUGUGAACCUGUUUCUUUACACCCUGUAUUUGUACAAACACCAUGCCCAUUUUCUCGUAGCUUAUAAUCACCACCGAAUUUUUAGGGUAAGUGCACCAAGUUGUUAAUUUCGUUUAUUUUAUUAGAAAUACCCCCAUCUUAAAAAGUGAAUUGUAUUGAUAGUAAAAGGAAAUUUCAAUAAGAUUGCCUUUAUCAAUUAAAUUUUAGAAACGUUAUUUGUCAUUCAUUUUAAAACGGAGUACAACAAACAUAUUUUAUGUCCUUGUGAAAACAGUGCUGCCACCUAAUUAAUUUUGAAUCAGUUUCAAAACUUGCAGAUUGAGUGUUAGUCAUGACGUCAUACGUACUUUGUAUGGUCAAGAAGUUGUUUCAAAUAACUCUAUUUUCAAUCGUAAAAUUCGUAGGUAUUUUGGAAACCAAAUUCCAUUGACAUAAUUAACUAUAUCUACCACUCAGUGUUAGCAAAAUUACGAAAAAUAUUUUCUAUUUGCGCAGCGUUGAUCGUAUUUUGUUAAUUUUAAAACAUUUGGUCGAUUGGUUCUCAUCAUUACAGAGAAUAGUGCCCAUAAGAGGUUUAAUUACAUAAUGUUCGAGUCAGAUUUAAAACCAUAAGCGAAUAUAUUAAGUAAACCUAAUAACAACACUCAACGAAAUUUACAAAAUUUGGAUAUUUUUAAAGUUUUGAAAAAAGAUACACAGAAAGUGUGUAAAUUAGUGAGUUGCGUAACGGUGAAACCGGAUAACAAAUUAAUAAAUAAUACUAUAAGUAACGUAAUAAGUAUUCAAUAAUAUUGCAUUUUUAGAGUAACUAGUGUUUGAAUGUUGCAAUAUGUAAGACCAUGACAAGUAAGCUUUAGUUAGGUUAGGGUAGGUUAGAGCAUUUACUGUUAAGUCCAGAUUUGAGUUUUGUUUUACCAAGUAAAUGGAUCGAUACGAGUACGUCUUGCAGUUUUCAAAGCUCAACAUUGGGUAUUUUACCCUAAUCAUUUCCAAACAUCAAUAAUAUCUAUAAACCUAUGCAGUUAAUUUUAUAUUCCAAAUCGUAUUGGAUUCUCUUGUGAACCAUUAAGGCAACUGUAAUGAAAUUCAUUUUAUGUGUAAUGGAAAUUGUAUUUCACGCAUGCGUUGUCUGUGCUCCUACUGCUUGGUUGUAAUGGUAGUAACGGAUAAUUUAGUUUUUCGCAGUUACUACUACAAUGAUAACUAUUUUUACGCGUAGUACUUUUAUAUACGCGAUAGGGCCACUACAAUUUAUGGUUGCAGAUACAACUUAACAGUAUGAUUACGGGCAACGAAUGAUGCACUUAAAAAUGUGUGUAAAUCUUCUAAUAUGUAUAAAUUUUUAACGCUCUCUGUAGAUUUUAAAGCCAAACAGAUAUUAAAUAUUAUAUUAUGAGAGAUUAUAAAAAAUCUGAUUUUAUAGUAGUGUAUAAAACAAUUUAUAUAGUAUGUCUAUAUCAAGGCCUAACAUAUUGAUUAUAUAAUUUGCUACUUUGCCACGCGGAUCGCGUUUCACGUUAGAGCCUUAAUACAAAAGGAACGGAUGCGCCUGACCUUAUCAUAAGAUAGGUCAUCAUCACACUUGCUCAUUUAUUUAUAUUAGAACCUAGUCCUAAGAUAACGUCACAAAUAAUGUUUAUUUUAUUAAUUUGUUAUUACUAAUGUUAUGUUAUAUAAACACAACCUGACGACUAAUAAGUUUAAAUGUAACCAAAGGUUAAUAAUCACUAGAUAGCAUCUCCAUAAAUGUACUUGUAACUGUACGUACGUUUGUGUGGGACACGGGCCGCUAUAUGGACGUGUCUCUACGUCCACUAAUACAAAUAUACAGUGUGCCCCAAAAGUGUCAAGCCGAAGCCCAGAGGUAGAGCAUCACUAGGGCUAUCCGUAGACCUUCCAAUCCAAAAGCCGAAACUAUACACCCUGUAUAAGUACUUUUCGGCUUUUGGAUUGGAAGGCAAAAGGUACAGGUUUAACGAUAAAUGUUAUAUUUAAUUGAAUUUUCACUGGUCUGCUAAUAGCUUUCAUUCGUUCAGUUGUUAUAAUUAC
Ostrinia furnacalis (Asian corn borer) is the source of this 10060-nucleotide messenger RNA. RefSeq lists its product as uncharacterized. The transcript is spliced from 22 exons. The record is from RefSeq and is a predicted model, not a curated record. The coding region runs from base 370 to 3840 and encodes 1156 amino acids. Lineage: Eukaryota; Metazoa; Arthropoda; Insecta; Lepidoptera; Crambidae.